AUGGGUACCUUGUUAAUUUCUAAAAUCAGAGAAGAAUUCCCAGAUAGAAUGAUGGCUACUUUUUCUGUUGUUCCAUCUCCAAAAGUCUCUGAUACUGUUAUCGAACCAUAUAAUGCCACCUUAUCUGUUCAUCAAUUAGUUGAAAACUCCGAUGAAACAUUCUGUAUUGAUAACGAAGCUUUGUAUAAUAUUUGUCAAAAAACCUUGAAAUUACCACAACCAUCAUACGUUGAAUUAAACAACUUGGUUUCGUCUGUCAUGUCUGGUGUCACUACUUCCUUGCGUUACCCAGGUCAAUUGAACUCUGAUUUGAGAAAAUUGGCUGUCAACUUGGUUCCAUUCCCAAGAUUGCAUUUUUUCAUGGUUGGUUACGCUCCAUUGACCUCUAUGGGUUCUAAAUCAUUUAGAUCUGUUACUGUUCCAGAAUUGACCCAACAAAUGUUUGAUUCCAAGAAUAUGAUGGCUGCUUCAGAUCCAAGAAAUGGCCGUUACUUGACUGUUGCUGCUUUCUUCAGAGGUAAGGUCUCUGUCAAGGAAGUUGACGACGAAAUGCACAAAAUCCAAACCAGAAACUCAUCAUACUUUGUUGAAUGGAUUCCAAAUAAUGUACAAACUGCUGUUUGUUCUGUUGCUCCAAAGGAUUUGGAUAUGUCUGCUACUUUUAUUGGUAACUCUACUUCCAUUCAAGAAUUAUUCAAGAGAGUCGGUGAUCAAUUCAGUGCUAUGUUUAGAAGAAAGGCUUUCUUGCACUGGUAUACCUCAGAAGGUAUGGAUGAAAUGGAAUUUACUGAAGCCGAAUCCAACAUGAAUGAUUUAGUUAGUGAAUAUCAACAAUACCAAGAAGCCAGUGUCGAUGAAGAAGAUAUUGAUUAUGCCGAUGAAGCUCCAUUAGACGAAGUUGCUAUGGAAUAA
Messenger RNA from Candida tropicalis MYA-3404, 912 nucleotides. It is a transcript of the gene TUB2, whose product is annotated as beta-1 tubulin. The transcript has a single exon. Gene Ontology annotation, molecular function: GTPase activity; GTP binding; structural constituent of cytoskeleton. The coding region runs from base 1 to 912 and encodes 303 amino acids. Gene Ontology annotation, cellular component: microtubule; cytoplasm. Gene Ontology annotation, biological process: microtubule cytoskeleton organization; mitotic cell cycle. Lineage: Eukaryota; Fungi; Ascomycota; Pichiomycetes; Serinales; Debaryomycetaceae. The record is from RefSeq and is a predicted model, not a curated record.